This is a messenger RNA of Sitodiplosis mosellana (orange wheat blossom midge), 610 nucleotides long. RefSeq lists its product as uncharacterized. NCBI's taxonomy places the organism in Eukaryota, Metazoa, Arthropoda, Insecta, Diptera, Cecidomyiidae. The record is from RefSeq and is a predicted model, not a curated record. Bases 6 to 464 code for a protein of 152 amino acids. The transcript is spliced from 2 exons.
UUAGAAUGGCGUCGUCACGAGAAUCCUCACAUUUCAGUAUGACAAUUGAAAAUCCGGAUGGUUUUGAUUCGUUUUUGAAAUCCAUAAUUGAAGGAGCAGUUGUUGGAGCUCAAAGGGCAGUAUCAGCUUCGGUACCAGCAUCGGAAUUGGCUGAUUUCAAAAAUCGCGCGUGUCCAAUAUGCAACAAAAUGCUUGCGUCAAAGAAAAAUCGAGACCGGCACAUCGCAAAUAUUCAUAAACAAAGACAGGAGGACGAUGCAAAUGAAACAACGGAUGAAAGUGGCCUUAAACGCAAGCCGAAUGAUUCUCAAACGAUGAAUGGACAAAAUCUCAAUCACCAAAAGAAUUGUUCGGUCGGUGGUACAAGCGAUCCAACCCACCGUUCGUGUACUAAAAACUCCAAAAGAACUGUACCAAUGCCAGUCAACCUAGAUGUGGACAUAAAAUGUGAACUGGUUGAAUAAUUACAUCAACCUUCAUCCACUGAACACGAUCCUUCAUAAAAAUUGUCUAAACCGUAUACAUUUACGAACAUUUUUCAUAAAAAACAAACUCCAUCAGAUGCCAUUCAAUUCGCCGAAUCGAGCUCAUCUUAUUUUGUGUUUUAAAU